GGGAGAAAGUGCUGCAACGGCGGUGCCAUUUGAGGACAAUUUCUAUUUCUAGGGCGGAGGCGGCUGCGAUUGACUCCAAGCGCUGAGGAAGCGGAGGGAGGAGCCCCUGGGCUGAGCCUUAACAAACGUAGAUCCAAGGACAUUAUUUGAAUGUAAGAUGUCUUUAAAUUCAGCUGUGACUUUACAAGAAGAUCAAGAAAGCCACCAGGGAAUAAAAAUAAAUUCUGAAUGUCUGAAAAGGCUAGAUUCACAGGCUACAUCCAUGUUGCAGGAAACGCCACUUGAAAACUUGCAUCUAGCAUCACAGGCAGUUCUUGAGAGAGCCCAAAAGCAAGGGAGAUCCAAAUGUCCCAGAUGUAAUAGUUCAAGGAUGUUUUAUUGUUACACAUGCUAUGUUCCAGUUGAAACUGUCCCUACCGGAGAAAUUCCUAUUGUGAAGCUGCCUUUGAAGAUCGACAUAAUUAAGCAUCCCAAUGAAACCGAUGGCAAAAGCACAGCUGUACAUGCCAAGCUCCUGGCUUCUGAAGAUGUUACAAUCUACACCUAUCCUUGCAUUCCAGACUAUGAAGAAAUGAGACAUGAAAUUGCACUUAUCUUUCCUGGGCCUAAUUCAAUUUUAGUAAAUGACAUACCCCUCUCUUUGCAAAACAAAUGUAAAGAGGAUGUCAAUUACAAGAAGGAUGAUUCAUCAGCAGAACCAGCCCUCAAGUGUGUGAAACUAGAGUCAGGGAAUGACAGAGACUUGGGUGAACACAAAUUGCAUAGCAGGUUCAAAGACGCUGUGCUGAAGAAAAUUGUAUUUAUCGAUAGUACCUGGAAUCAAACCAACAAAAUAAUCACAGAUGAGCGACUCCAAGGAUUGCUACAAAUUGAACUGAAAUCAAGGAAAACCUGCUUUUGGCGUCAUCAAAAAGGGAAACCGGAUACGUACCUGUCUACUAUUGAAGCAAUUUAUUAUUUUUUAGUAGACUAUCACAAGGAGCUCUUAAAAGAAAAAUAUGAAGGACAGUAUGACAAUCUGCUUUUCUUCUUCUCAUUUAUGUACAAAUUGAUAAAAAAUGCCAAGUGUUCUGCAGGAAAAGAAUAAGGCAUUCCUCAUGUCAAUAACAACAACAGCAAAAACCCUCCCAACAAAAUAGUAAUUAUGAUCCAUUGCACUUUGUUCUUUAAAACAUAUUACUAAGGUUUGAAUUACAGAAACUGUGUUGUACAGUUAGAAUACUGUUAGAAUGGUAAAAGUUCCUGUCCCUUGAAUUUAGUCCUAAAUUCAGGCAACUUCAGGCAAGUCUUCAAUGGACUGCUAUGAGAGUGUUGCCUGAAACAAACCUGAGCCUGUCGCCUCUGAACAGAAAUGUUUUCAAAUUGUAAAGAGCAUCAAAGAUGCCAACAAGGAGUCUCUUUUCUUAAACAUAAUAAAACUCAGUUCAGCUGUUUCAUUGUAUAGGAAUGUGAUCUUGAUCAUCAAGGAUGACUUCAUCCUGGUGAUGUCACUGGUGUCUAAAAAUGAUUGGAACAAUAUUUCAGUGGACAAAAAUAUAUAUAUUCCAAGCUAAUAUAUUUAGCAGGAUGCCAAAGGUAAACACGGCUGGGUCUAAAUUAAGCUGUAAAAUUGCUUCAGUAACAUGACAAUAAUAGUGUUAUUACGUCUGCGUAUACGCCCAUUUCAGUUUGAUCAUUCUGAUACUGCUAAACAAAAGUUUCCUUCUGAGUUCUGUCAUAAUGAUACAUUUCCCAAGAUAAAUAUACGGUUUAAAUAUACAGAAAGAUGCAGUUCCUGCCAACUGAUGUUAAAAGCUUCCUAAGAAAACAAAGGUUGGCGUGAACUGUACCUGUUUUUUCAGGACAUUUGGGUCCUGGCAAAUGAAAGGAAUUACAGACUGUGCAAAGGCUGGAGAGCUUCCAUCGGGUGAAGAAACUGAGGAGUAUUUUUUUUCUCUCUGUCCCCUUAACAAUGUAGUGAAAUAAGAAUAUGCUUUGUUACUACUGCUUCCUUCUCUCUUUUCAAUCCUGUUGUAUAUUAAGAGUUUUUGUAGAUUAGGUAUACAAUACAUGUGAUAUAGGGAAUCGUUGGACUGUUCUUAGCAAUCUAAUGAUGAACAUCUCUUUGAAGACGGUAAGCCAGAUUCACAAUUACCAAAAGGACGAGCUGUGUUUUUCUUUUCAACUUUGGAACAACUUUUUUAAUACCAGUACCUGUUCGGGUUAUAAGACACAUAUUCUGGU
Molecule: messenger RNA, 2223 nt
Organism: Elgaria multicarinata webbii
Lineage: Eukaryota; Metazoa; Chordata; Lepidosauria; Squamata; Anguidae
Gene: DTWD1
Product: DTW domain containing 1
Exons: 5
Coding region: 158-1087 (309 amino acids)
Biological process (GO): tRNA modification
Cellular component (GO): nucleus
Molecular function (GO): tRNA-uridine aminocarboxypropyltransferase activity
Source: RefSeq, a predicted model, not a curated record